Messenger RNA from Rosa chinensis, 1643 nucleotides. RefSeq names its product trinucleotide repeat-containing gene 18 protein. Bases 178 to 1461 code for a protein of 427 amino acids. The record is from RefSeq and is a predicted model, not a curated record. The transcript has a single exon. NCBI's taxonomy places the organism in Eukaryota, Viridiplantae, Streptophyta, Magnoliopsida, Rosales, Rosaceae.
CAUGUUCCGUAUUCAAUGACACCGAGCAAAACAAACACUCUGACUAUAACUCCCAAACCCUAAGGCGCCAACUCACCCACCCUUCCUCCCUCAGAUCUCUCACUCUCUCUUCCCCCCCACGCCGCACUUCCCGGCAAUGUGAUUCCAGCCGAAACUCUAAUCCGCAUUGCCCCUCCGAUGGCCUCCGCUUGCGUCAACAACAUCGGCAUGUCGCCGGAGAAUUUCGCGCCGGCGACCUACCCCUCCUACGGCUGGCUCAGCCCGAGAGUCUCCUUCAGCUGCGAUAACACCGGCGAUGGUGGCCGGCUUCCCGGAGCUAAGUCCUCUUCUGCGGCGAAGAAUCAACCGGAAGGUCCAGAUCCGGAGCUUUCUGGAGGAGAGUUCGAGUUCCGGCUGGAAGAUCCGGUCGCCAUGCUGACCGCCGAUGAGCUCUUCUCCGGCGGGAAGCUCAUGCCGCUCCACAUCUUCUCCGUCAAACCUCCCGUCAACGAGCCCUCGUCUUCCGAGAUCAGAUCGCCGGAGACGACUAAGUACCGCCGGAGACAGGAGAUUUCUGUUUCUGACCCGUACGUGUUCUCUCCCAAAGCUCCGAGGUGCUCGAGCCGUUGGAGAGAGCUAUUGGGAUUGAAGAAGCUGUACCAGAAUUCCUCCAACGGUAACGGUAACGGCGGCGCGAAGGCCGAGGCCAGUCAGAAAACGACGUCGUGCAGCACCUCCGCAAACGCGGCGCCCAAAUCACUGAAGCACUUCCUUCACAGAAGCUCGAAAUCGUCGUCGUCGUCAUCCUCCGACGCCUCGCUGAGCUUGCCUCUGCUCAAAGACUCCGACUGCGAGUCCGUCUCCAUCUCCUCGCGCCUCUCGCUCUCGUCCUCGUCCUCGGGGCACGAGCACGACGACCUGCCCCGGCUCUCCCUCGAUUCGGACAAACCGAAUCCGAACCCGAACCCGAAUCCGAUGUUCUCCCUCCACCGCAAACCGGCGCGGGCCAAAACGGCCAUCAAGAUUCGAGAAAUCAAGCAGAGAGCGGCGGCGGCGGAUCAGGCGGCGAGGGUGGGAAGGAGCCCGAUGAGGAGGCCGGCGGCUACGGCUGAACCCGCCACCGUGGCGACCAGCAGAGGCGUCUCGGUGGAUAGCCCGAGAAUGAACUCGUCGGGGAAAAUAGUGUUCCAAAGCUUAGAGCGGAGCUCGAGCAGUCCAAGCAGCUUCAACGGUGGGCCCCGGCUGAAGCACAGAGGAAUGGAGCGGUCGUACUCAGCCAACGUCAGAGUGACUCCGGUUCUGAACGUCCCGGUCUGCUCCCUCCGGGGCUCCUCCAAAUCCGGGUUCGGAUUCGGGCAGCUAUUCUCUUCUCCUCAGAAACGAGACUCAAACGGCGCAGUUUCCGGGAAAGGCGGCCAGCACAGCCAUUACGUUCAACAGAGUCAGAGUCAUAACAACAAGAACCGGGCAGACCGUAACUGAAAUUCGGUAACCAAAAAAAAAAAAGAAAAAAAAAAACGUUUCUAACAUGAACGUCGUCGUUUUUUCCGGCUUCCGUUUUCCUCUUUCUCGUUAGCUUUAAUUUUUUUUUUUUUUUUGGUGUAAUGUAAAUAUGCGGCAAGAUUCUGAUAAUGUAGUUAUAUUUGUCCUUGUUUGGUUCCUCA